AUGGCUAUGUCAAAAUCUACAAAUACUUACAAUCGACAAAAUUGGGAAGAUUCCGACUUUCCUAUUUUAUGUCAGACAUGUCUUGGAGACAAUCCUUAUAUUCGUAUGACAAAAGAAAAAUAUGGAAAAGAAUGUAAAAUUUGUAUAAGACCAUUUACUGUCUUUCGAUGGUGUCCAGGUGCUAGAAUGCGUUUUAAAAAAACAGAAAUUUGUCAAACAUGCUCUAAACUUAAAAAUGUUUGUCAAACAUGUCUCCUAGAUCUAGAAUAUGGAUUACCUAUUCAAGUUCGAGAUGCUGCCUUAAAAAUUCAAGAUGAUCUUCCUCGGAAUGAAGUUAAUAAGGAGUAUUAUAUACAGAACCUAGAUAGCGAAAUGGCGAAGUUUGAUCCAACUCAACCAAGCAAUUCAUCUCUAAAAACUAAAGGGUCUUCAGACUUACUGUUACGCUUAGCAAGAACUGCUCCAUAUUAUAAAAGGAAUAGGCCACAUGUGUGUUCAUUUUGGGUAAAGGGUGAAUGUCGCAGAGGUGAAGAAUGUCCCUAUAGACAUGAAAAGCCAACUGAUCCUGAUGAUCCCUUAGCUGAUCAAAAUAUUAAGGACAGAUACUAUGGUGUAAAUGAUCCUGUGGCUGAGAAGCUUAUGCGGCGUGCAGCAGCUAUGCCUGCAUUGCCACCACCUGAAGACAGGACGGUGACAACUCUGUACAUAGGAAAUUUGCCUGAGAAUAUUACAGAAGAUGAAUUGAGAGGACAUUUCUAUCAAUAUGGUGAAAUAAGGCAGCUGACUUUAGUUCCAAGGGCACAAUGUGCCUUUGUGCAGUAUACAACAAGGAGUGCAGCUGAGCAUGCUGCAGAUAAGACAUUCAAUAGGUUGGUGAUAGGAGGCAAGAGACUCACUAUAAAAUGGGGCAAAUCACAAGGCCGUCAAGGAAAUAACGAUAAGAGUGAAAUGGCUCCCCCACUAGAACCUGUUCCUGGUUUACCUGGGACUCUACCUCCACCACCGGCUUAUUUACAUCCAUUCCCACCUCAGAUGCCGCCUCCAAACCGUCCCAAUGACUUCUUCAACCUGCACCACUAUGGUGGGCCUUGGGGUGGUUGGGGUGGACCUCCACUCCCCCCAGGUCCGCCUGGCAUGCCCCCUGGGCCCCCAGGUAUGCCACCUGGAAUGCCGCCUGGUCCACCUGGGAUGCCGCCGGGACCACCUGGAAUGCCACCAGGUCCGCCUGGCCCACCUCCAGGUCCACCCCUGGCUUUGCAUUAUCCCAGUCAAGAUCCAGCGCGUUUAGGUGCCCAUGCGCACGCAUCUGCCCCACAAACUUAA
This is a messenger RNA of Pieris macdunnoughi, 1323 nucleotides long. The record is from the annotation of a GenBank genome assembly. NCBI's taxonomy places the organism in Eukaryota, Metazoa, Arthropoda, Insecta, Lepidoptera, Pieridae.